GCUUCCGUUGGGAAUAGGGACCAGCAGCUUGUGACUGACUCGAGCAGGGUCUCUGACGGCGGCCGCUGCUCCUUCCCUCCGAGGCUUUUGCGGGACCACCACCAUGGCAACCUCUCCUCAGAAGUCGCCUUCUUCGCCUAAGUCUCCAACCCCCAAGUCGCCUCCUUCCCGGAAGAAAGACGACUCCUUCUUGGGCAAACUUGGGGGCACUCUGGCCAGGAGGAAAAAAGCGAAAGAAGUGUCUGAACUACAAGAAGAAGGAAUAAAUGCCAUUAACUUACCACUCAGUCCAAUUCCUUUUGAACUAGAUCCUGAAGAUACUAUGCUAGAGGAAAAUGAAGUCCGAACAAUGAUUGAUCCCAAUUCAAGGAGUGACCCCAAACUACAAGAACUAAUGAAGGUGCUAAUUGACUGGAUCAACGAUGUGUUAGUAGGAGAAAGAAUCAUUGUAAAAGACCUGGCUGAAGACUUGUAUGACGGACAAGUACUGCAGAAACUCUUUGAGAAGCUUGAGAGUGAGAAACUCAAUGUUGCUGAAGUCACACAGUCUGAAAUAGCUCAGAAACAGAAGCUACAGACAGUACUUGAAAAGAUCAAUGAAACCCUUAAACUUCCUCCAAGGAGCAUCAAAUGGAAUGUUGACUCUGUCCAUGCCAAAAGUCUCGUUGCAAUACUCCACCUUUUGGUUGCGUUAUCACAGUACUUUCGGGCCCCAAUCAGGCUGCCGGAUCAUGUGUCUAUUCAAGUUGUGGUUGUCCAGAAGCGUGAAGGAAUCCUCCAGUCCCGACAAAUCCAAGAGGAAAUCACUGGUAACACUGAGGCAUUGUCAGGACGACAUGAACGGGAUGCAUUUGACACACUGUUUGACCAUGCUCCGGACAAACUUAAUGUUGUAAAAAAGACCCUCAUAACUUUUGUGAAUAAACACCUGAAUAAGUUAAAUUUGGAAGUUACGGAACUAGAAACCCAGUUUGCAGAUGGUGUGUACCUGGUGCUUCUGAUGGGUCUUCUUGAAGGUUAUUUUGUGCCUCUUCACAGCUUUUUCUUGACUCCUGAUAGUUUUGAGCAGAAGGUACUCAAUGUAUCCUUUGCAUUUGAGCUAAUGCAAGAUGGAGGGCUGGAAAAACCCAAACCACGGCCAGAAGACAUUGUAAACUGUGACUUAAAGUCAACCCUGAGAGUGCUGUACAACCUGUUCACCAAAUACAGAAACGUAGAAUGAAGAAUGGCAAAGAGAUGCCGCAGGUGGCCAUUAACGAACCAACCAAAGAGCCACUCUUUUCUUUGCAGUUCUUCUUCUUAUUAUUUCCUUUCUUUUCCCCCCACUUUGCUUCCUUCAUAUCAGAUGGCAUAAUUCUCAGAAUAUUCUUGCUAUGUUUGUUUUGAUAGGAUGCUUUAAAAUGAGGAAUGUUUUAAAUCGGAAUGUUUAUAAAAUGCAAAUUAGUUGGAAGGUACAGAUUUCUGCGAAGGGACUCCAUGUUGCUAUAUUAUCCCUUUGUUUGAACUAUCUCUUAAUUUAUUGGAUAACAAGCAACACAGACAAAUGCUGAUCCUCAACCAGCUUAAGAAAAACAAGUGACUUGAAUAAAACUGACAGCCUGCUCCUAUGAGCUGUGCCGAGGCAACGACCGAGAAGUUCAUACGCACAGGUCUUUGCACUGCUGCGCUGGAAAAUGUUGUCUCCUUAUGCAGGACCCACUCCCAGCCAGAGUGCUGUUGUCUCUGGCAUUCUUUCCCUUUCUAUGUGACUUGGCUGUGGCACACAAAAGAUUUGCUCAGGCUGGGAAGAUGGUGGACCAUUCACUCAAUGCUUUGGGCUCUUCAUCAGUAUUGACCUGGAACAACAGCACAAUGCUGUACUUCUUUCCCCAUAUAUUAAGGGGAGUUGGUGACAGUAGGGAGCCAUUUUAAUGAUCAUGGUGCAACAGGUUUAGCAGCUAAGUUGGUCCAUAAAAUCACCUAAACUGAAUUACUUCCAUUUAAAUAACUUGUGGAUUGGGCUGCAGAAUAAUUACUAUGUCUCCGUGUAUUAAAUAUUUAUUUCAGAUAAGGGAUCCACUGUGUUCAUAAUAAGAGAUAGGAGUGCUAUUGCAAACAUCAUGGAAAUAUAUAUGGAGAGAGAACAUAAGUGGCUUUUUGCAGAUUUGAGCUUUAAACGGUCUUCAGAAUAGGCUUAUAAGGAGCCAGGUUUAUGUUCUCUGUGCACACAUUCCUCAUAAACUUCCAUUCCUUAAAAAUCUCUAAAUCAUAAAGUUCUCUAUUAAAUAUAUGUUACAGUGCAUUUAGACUAGCACACCUUAUAUUAUCUUUUUUAAUAGGAAACUUUUGCUUAGUUGCAAAAGCUAUGGUACGAAAUAUGUACAUAAUUUCAAAAUUGCAACUGUUUUACAAUAAAUCCUAGAAUAUAUUCAUUGCCAGGGCGUUGAAAGGAAAUAGAAAUGAGCUUUAUUUACUUAAUUGAAUUGAAACAUAAAAUAAUGUAAAUAAUGUAACUGAUAUCAGUAAGACACAGGAGGUUUAUAGCAAGAAACAAAGGCAGAUAUUGUUGAAAGAGAUAAAGUAUUCUUGUGUACUCUGAUUUCUGGAGAUCUAAAAUGAAUGAAAUAUGUUGAUCAGUUACUGGAAAUCAGGUUAUGGUAUAUUGUUGAUCAACAGAAUUUGGCAAAGUCUAUAUACAGAGACUGAACUUUCAUAAUAUAAUGCAUUGUAGUUCAAUUUAUUCCACUUUUACUUUACACUGAAAUUUUAGUAAGAGCAGCUUGCUUCUUUGGUGGCACAAUGCUAUGCAUGUUUAGCAAGAGAAAAAUCCCUACAACUCCUGGCAUCCCCCAGUUAGCAUGAAUGAAUGAAUGAAUGAAUGAUAAUGAACAUGCAUAGGAUUGAACCCUUAAUCAUUAUCCCAAAAAUUAUCAAACCUAAAUGUAAAAUAACACCUCUUUCCUAUUUUAUACAUUGAGGUGCUGGUUUUAAAUAUUCCUUGUUUCUAUAGGGGGCUGAUCUGGCUUCUUUAGAUUAUUUUUAUGAGAUUUGUUUUUGUAAUGCAAGUAAACAGGUUCAUAUUGUAUUAGAACAUAUCUGGGCUAGUGACAUUUGGAAGGUCCUACAUUGCCAUUAGGUAUUCAGUAGCCUAGGUUCAAUUUUCAUUUUAGGCUCCGUUGCAGUAAAGUUACCUGGAGGUGAUUAUAUUUCAUUGGUUUUCUAUGAUGUGUAUGCUACGUAACACCCCUAAGGACUGAGAGGAAGAUUAACACACCCAAGUAAAACUCUUGUUCAUGAUAUUUGGAUAUGAUUUGUUGCAUAUCAUUUCUUACCACAUGAGGGUGCAUACAAACAGUACGGUCAUUACACAAAAGGGAUAAGUGUAAAAUACCUGAUAGUGGCUUUUAGUGUGACCACAUGCAAAGGUGGACAAGGCUCCUGUUCCUCUAAUAGUUGUAAAAGGGGGACUUUCAGUAGGUGCAGAUACUCUCGUGUCUAGUUGACAAGCUCGACAAGCUGAGGUUCUCAUUUUUACUCCAGGUAUAAGAGCCCAGUCUUCCUUUGUGUCUGGUUAUUAUAAUGACUUUACCAUGUCAAAUAGUAACACUAUCAAAAUUAGCCCUCAAUGUAUGUGAAUAGAUUACAUAUACAAGCAUUAGAUACUCUUUACAGCUUGAUCUUGGACUUGUUUCCAUUGUAGUCCUAAUUAGUUGACUGCAACUCUACAUACAGUUACUUGAAAGUCUGUUAAAAUCAAGGAGAGGGUCUUACACCUUUGUAAAUAAUCUUCAGUUCAGUGUUUUCAGUAUAUGGUGCUUUCUGCUAUCACAUAUUCAGCCCAUUCGGUGUAACAUUUUAAAGGAAAAAUUGAGUUUUUCUGAGCUGAUUUUGUAAUAUCUGCAAGUACUUGGGAGGUUUGUGUAUAAGAGGGAUGGGGAACCUCCGGCCCAUGGAUCAUGUCCAUCUGGCCCAUGGGACUUCCGCUGAGUCUUCUUCCCUCCCCAAGCCCUGCCUCUUCAGGGCAAACAGAGAGAAGAACCAGUGGAAGGAGUUAAUAAUGAGAAUUCCCCUGUAUGCCACUCCUCCUGCCCAUCUGGGAGGAUGAGCAGUAUAUUAUAUGUUUUCCCACUUCUACUCUAUAUCAUUGGCUGUGCAGGUAGGAGCAAAAAACCACAACUCCUGAUGGCUCGAUGUCCUAUUACACAAUGAGUUUCACUAAACAUUAGAGGGAAGAGGGGAUAUUUUCCCAUAAUAACUAAUUCUGCUGUCAGGCUACUGUUAAAGGCACAGGAUGAGAGCCAGUAAAAAUGUGGCCAUGCUUACCCACUUUCAGGCUGAAUUCAGACAUACACAAUUAGAACAGUCAAGCUGCUGUGGAACUACAAUCAUCUGAUUUGGGUCAGAUGUACAAGCUUCCCAACAGCAUCAAACCUGAGAGCAACUAGUUGUGCUAGUUUCCAGCCGAAGCCAUAAACUGAAGGCUUUAACUUUGUGUUUCUACUUCACCCCUAUAAAAUUACCAGGACAGUUCCUAUCCUCCAGAAUUGUGCCAGUCAUAUUUGACCCCCUGAUAGGAGAGGAUGAAUUUCAGUCCCCAAAUAUUCUUUCUACGUUAACUUGCAUAGCAGGAAUGAAAAACAUAAUUUUAUUUCAUUUCAGGGUUUUGAAAGGAAAGGUUAGUGUGUUUCAAACUUAAUUAGAAAGAAGAUGACUAAACCUGAAAUCCUGUACCCACUUACCUGGGAGGAAAUCCCAUUGAACUUAGUUGGACUUACUUCUGAGUGUACAUGUAAAGGAUUGCGCUGUAAGUGGGUAGUUUAAAACUAUGGAUGAUAUGGACAAAGGGAAUGUAAAUUUUCUCCCUUAGCUCUCAUAAUAGAACUCUGGGUCUAAGAAAGUUCAUAAGCAGUAGGCUCAAGCUAGAUAAAAGAACAUACACAUGACACAUCAUUAACUUAUGGAACUAGUUUAGAGCAAUUAAGAAAAAAGUCUAGUAGACAAAUUAGUUACAUUAGCUUUUAUUUGUUUUCAUUUCAGAAAAGAAGCUUGUAUUGUGCGUUGAAGUAAGUGUAGGAGACAAGAGAAUUAACUAUUGCAGAACAGCACAGGAGAUGGUAAAAAAAAAAAGAAAAGUUGACAACUCUACCAAGAACUCUCUUUCCCAUAUUCCUCUCUCUCUUCCUUUUUCCUUCAAUACCAUUCUGGGAAAUUUUGAAUGGCUCUUUAUGGUUGGAAUGAGAUAGAAUGAUUUUUUUCCCCUUCUCAGCAAAAAAGAAACCUUUUUUAAAAAGUUCUUGGUUUCUAAUUAUUAAAUACCUUUAUGUUGAGCCAGCUGAUUUUAUAUAUAUAUUUAGGGGAUUCAGACUGGAUUUGAGGCAACAAAGAGAUUCUAUGUUUGGGUUCUAAUCCAGCUCACUGAAAGAGCCUUCUCUGAAUCAGGUUUUGGGUUUUGAAAAAAGCAACGAUAGUUGCAUUUGCAAUUGUUGGGGUGGGCUAAAUGCAGCCCUCUCUACUCCUCACUGCUGCACACAGUUGCAUGUUUUCUAAAACAGCUUUGUGUGGCAGUUUUGGCAGCUAGAUCCGUGAAGGAAUCACAUGUACAACAUUCAUUUAAAGGCCACAGCUAGACCUAAGGUUUAUCCUGGGAUCAUCCAGGGUUCGCCCCUGCCUGAGCACUGGAUCCCCUGUGUGUCACCUAGAUGAACAGGUUUGACACCUGGAUGGUCCAGGGAUAAACCUUAGGUCUAGCUACGGCCAAACAUGAGGUUCUUCAUCAAACCACAGAAUCCCCCCUUGUUAGAUCACCUGGAUAUGCAGCUUUGAGCACUUGGCAAAUGGGCCUCAGUAGGGCAUUGGCUGUUCCCCGUCCCAUAGCUAGUAACAGGAGAACUCUGCUUGAACAUCCAGGAUUAUAUUACCGACGUUUUAAAUAUUUUCCACUGAUAAUACUUUUUUCUGAUAGCACUUCCUUUCUGGAACAAAGUGAGCUUUUUAAGAAGAAAAAUGAAUGGUUUCUUGGAUGUGUGUUUUGACUAGAUUCUAAAGUCCUUAUUUGAGAACAGAAUCAGCAAAAUGUUUCUGUGUAAAUCAGAGUUGAUUCUGUCUUCAAAAAUGCAAAUGAUUGACACUUGGGAUGAAGUUGAUUUCUUUGAUUUUGCAAAA
This is a messenger RNA of Elgaria multicarinata webbii, 6141 nucleotides long. It is a transcript of the gene PARVA, whose product is annotated as parvin alpha. Gene Ontology annotation, molecular function: actin binding. Bases 104 to 1222 code for a protein of 372 amino acids. The transcript has 13 exons. Gene Ontology annotation, biological process: cilium assembly; establishment or maintenance of cell polarity; substrate adhesion-dependent cell spreading. NCBI's taxonomy places the organism in Eukaryota, Metazoa, Chordata, Lepidosauria, Squamata, Anguidae. Gene Ontology annotation, cellular component: cytoplasm; actin cytoskeleton; focal adhesion. The record is from RefSeq and is a predicted model, not a curated record.